Molecule: messenger RNA, 2362 nt
Organism: Dermacentor andersoni
Lineage: Eukaryota; Metazoa; Arthropoda; Arachnida; Ixodida; Ixodidae
Molecular function (GO): zinc ion binding
Source: RefSeq, a predicted model, not a curated record
UAGUGAUGAUGUGCUGAUUGGCCUUUUCUACCAAGAUAGUGACAUGAAAAAGGCAUAUGAGAACUUUCCAGAGAUUGUUUUUGUUGAUGCCAUUCACAAGACUAAUGAUAAACGGAUGCCAUUGUAUGUUGUUCUUGUGGAGGAUACCAAUGGUGAGAGUGAAAUAGUGGCAUUGAUAUUGUGUGCAGGUGAGGACGAGGCAACAUUACAAGCAUUGUUUUCAAGGUUUAUUAUGAACAACAGGUCAACCACGGACACUAAAGUUAUUAUGACUGACAAAGACUUUGUAGAAAGAAAGACCUUGAAGAAUGUGUUUCCCUGUGCAGUGAGCACUAUAUGCUUAUUUCAUGUCCUGCGAACAUUUAAAAGGGAGGUGACCAUAGAGAAGAUGGCUGUCACUAGUCAGAUGAGGAUGCACAUUCUGGAAUUAUUGCAGAAGUUGUGCUACUCUCAAACUGAAGAAGAAUACCAAGAGACCUAUAAAAGCUUGCAGAACACUGGUUGUGGCCAAGGUUCUUCAAUAUUUCGAUAAAAAUUGGCACCCGAUACGCAAUGAAUGGGUGGAAGGUUUGAAACAUCAAGCCACAACCUUUGGAAAUUCCACAAAUAAUCGUGUUGAAGCCAUCAAUCAGAAGAUAAUGCAAGUUGUCAAGCGGUAUGCGCCUCUCCACGAGAUGUUUUCUGACCUGCUUACUCUUGUGAACAGUCUGCGUCUUGAACGGGAUCAGAGAGCAAUGGAAGCCUUGCUGAAGGCCCCAGUGGUGAGAAAUUUAACAAGUUGUGAAAAAGAAUACUGCAACAUCUUGACACCAUAUGCAUUUGCUAUAGUCUCCAAGGAACUGAAAAAGGCAAAUGAAAUGGAUUCCUUAGAACAGUAUGCUCAUCUUGAAGUGUCUGAGGAAAGCUGCUCAUGUAGUCUGUCCAAAGCAAUGCGCCUGCCAUGUAGACACACAUUCUUUUACCGUAAGGAGCUUGGUCUACCAAUGUUCUUCGACAACUCAACACCAACAAGAUGGACAAGAAGCUUUUAUAGUCAGUCUUGUCGACUCUUUGACACAGAUCCAACUGUUGCAGGCCACACUAACGUGGUCUCUCAUAUAGCUACAAGAAAGGUCAUGUCAGAGUGUCAGAAGCAUAGACAAGCUAUGACAAUUCUCCUAAAUAUUGCGACACUUGUUGCGGAACUGCCAAUGCGAAAGUAUCAACAAACAGUAGAACUGUUGAAGGCAUUGAAGACAAGCAUCGAAGAAAGAAAAGAGGUGUGCCUUGUUGAAAUAGCAGCACAUGACGGUUCAGACGACGUCAUGCAAGUCAUAGACAGUACAAGCCAGCCCAUGGACAUGCCGGCAUCCAGCAAAGGAACAAAAGUGCCCGUGUCACUACCCACUCUGGAAGGAACGCCUGCAGCAACAUUAGAGCAAGAAUGCAGUGCAAGUGGCCAGCCCAUGGACAUGCCAGCAUCCAGCAAAGGAACAAAAGCGCCCGUGUCACUAUCCACUCUGGAAGGAGCGCCUGCAGCAACAUUAGAGCAAGAAUGCAGUGCAAGGGGCCAGCCCAUGGACAUGCCAGCAUCCAGCAAAGGAACAAAAGCGCCCGUGUCACUACCCACUCUGGAAGGAGCGCCUGCAGCAACAUUAGAGCAAGAAUGCAGUACAAGUGGUUCUGUGGACCACCUCGGCCAUAUCAAGUUGCCAGCUACAAUGAAGCACUGUGGAAGGCCAAAAAGAAGGGGGCAGACCGUUAUCGGUCUUCCCACAAAACGAAGGUGCACACGCCCAGUUUCAUUUACUAAGAAGGCACCUGCUGACCGUGCGAAAGUCAUGCUUGGAUGGCUUGUGGACAGCUGCAAUUUGGAAGCUGCAAUGAAUGGCACCAAGAUUUCUGAGCAUAUGGUGGAAGUAUUGCCAAAAAAGGUGUCCUCGGCAAUUUUAGAUGAUGCCUGCAGUUUGGCAGACAUAAAGCCAUACUUUGAUGAUGAUGCCUGGCUCUGUGUAAUGGCAUUAGUAGAAAUGAAGAAGAGAAAACCGGUAUGGUUCUGCCCCACAUGCAAAAAACUUAUUGGCUAGGCGGACUCAGUAUGUUGUGAUUCCUGCCUGGAAUGGAGACAUUUGAAAUGUGCAUGUCUUGAUGGUUUGCCAAAAUCAAGUACAUGGUUUUGCAGAGAUUGCCACCAAUAAAGGAUGACACCCUUGUUGCCACUUCAUUGUUGUAUUUUUAUUGCAAUAAAGCUAUCUGUAGUGAUUUGGAAAAAUAGUUCAAAUUUUGGCCUUCGAAACCUGUACGAACCAUGCAACUUGUAAAACCACUGGCAUUGCUACCAUCGUAGUCCCACUGUCAGAAUCAUUGCUGUGGCAAGAAUACG